AGAGCCCUGUUUCCAAGAUGGCGGCGACUGGAGCGGGCGACGCUGAGGGGAGCGGUCAUGGCCCCGAAGGCGGCCCCCUCGCGAUGGACAGCGACGCCGGGCCGGACGCGGAGCCGGACUCGGAGGUGUUUUCGUGCGGGGCUCACUGUUCCGAACUGGCCUGGCGGCAGAACGAGCAACGGCGGUUGGGCCUCUUCUGUGACGUCACGCUGGCCUUCGGCGGGGGCGGCGGGGAGGUGGAGGGGGCGGCGGGGUGCGCGAACGACCCUCCCCCGCGCGAGUUCCGCGCGCACCGCUCGGUCCUGGCGGCGGCCACCGAGUACUUCGCGCCUCUCCUGUCGGGCGACUUCGCUGAGUCCCGCUCGGGCCGCGUGGAGCUGCGCAAAUGGAGCGCCGAGGCCGGGCCCGACUCGGAGACGGUGGAGGCAGUCAUCAGCUUCAUGUACACGGGCCGCGUCCGCGUCAGCCCCGGCAACGUCCACGAGGUCCUGGAGCUGGCCGACAGGUUUUUGUUGCUACGUUUGAAAGAGUUUUGUGGAGAAUUUCUCAAGAAGAAGCUGAGUCUCUCCAACUCUGUGGCUAUCCAUAGUUUGGCUCACAUGUACUCCUUGAACCAACUGGCUCUAAAAGCUGCAGAUAUGAUCAGGAGGAACUUCUACAAAGUCAUCCAAGAUGAGGAGUUCUACACUCUCCCCUUCCACCUCAUCAGAGACUGGCUUUCAGACUUAGACAUCACAGUGGACUCAGAGGAAGUUCUUUUUGAGAUGGUCGUGAAGUGGGUUCAAAGGAAUCCUGAUGAAAGAGAGAGGUACUUCGUGGAACUCUUUAAACUUCUGCGGCUGCCUCAGAUGAAACCCACUUACUUGACCCGUCAUGUCAAAUCUGAAAGGCUAGUGUCAAGCAAUGAGGUGUGCCUCAAGCUUGUGUCAGAAGCAGUGGAAAGCCAUGCUCUCAGGGCUGAGAACUUGCAGCUAGGUACCUUCCAACAGGUCACUUCAUCUGUAACUUUGCUUCCUCGUUUUGGGCAAAACAUGGAUGUUAUUAUGGUAAUUGGUGGCGUGUCUGAGGGAGGUGACUAUUUGAGUGAAUGUGUGGGGUAUUUCAUUGAUGAAGACCGGUGGGUAAAUUUGCCACACAUACACAAUCAUCUUGACGGGCAUGCUGUUGCAGUGACAGAAUCCUAUGUUUACGUAGCAGGUUCCAUGGAGCCUGGCUUUGCCAAGACUGUGGAAAGGUACAACCCAAAUCGAAAUGUAUGGGAGCAGGUUUCCAACCUAAUCACGAGGAAGCAUUCCUUUGGUCUCGCUGAGGUGAAGGGAAACCUGUACAGCAUUGGGGGGCAUGGAAAUUUUAUACCUGGUUUUAAAGACGUAGCCGUCUACCAUCCAGAUCAAGACAAGUGGCAAAACUUAGAGUCUGCGCCAAAGAUACUUCGAGAUGUCAAAGUGAUCACCGUAGAUGACAGGUUUGUUUACAUGGCUGCCCGCACGCCAGUGGAUGGUGACAGCGAAGAUGGCUUAAGGGCUGUCAUCAUCCGAUACGAUGUAGAUGCAAGACAGUGGCAGGAUAUUGAGUCUCUGCCACUCCUGGAUAAUUAUUGCUGCUUCCAGGUGGCUGUGGCCAAUACCAACUUUUAUCACACAGCCUCAUCUUGUCCCAGAAGCUAUCCCAUGGAUCAUGAAGAGGCUCGGAGGAAGAUUUCUGGCCAGGUGUCCGAUGACAUUUUGGAAAGCUUGCCCCCGGAGGUUCUUAGCAUUGAAGGGGCAGCUAUAUGCUAUUACAAAGACGACGUGUUCAUCAUAGGUGGGUGGAAGAACAGCGACGACAUAGACAAACAGUACAGGAAAGAGGCUUACCGCUACUGUGCUGAGAGGAAACGCUGGCUGCUGCUUCCUCCCAUGCCCCAACCUCGCUGUCGAGCAACAGCCUGUCAUGUGAGAAUCCCUUUCCGGUCCUUGCAUGGUACCCAGCGAUACCCAAUGCCACAAAACCUAAUGUGGCAGAAGGACCGGAUUCGGCAGAUGCAGGAGAUACACCGUCAUUCCUUAAGCUUGAGAAGGAUGCCGCGGUCUCAGAUUGAGUGCUAACUUGAAUAAAUAGAGUUUGAGAAAGACCUGUUUGUGUUCCCAUGUGGUCCCCUAAUAGUAGCCUAAGCCAUUUGGAUAAAGCACUGGAUUAUUCAAGAAGGUUCACCUUCUGGGUGUUAAAUAGUUUACCUGGAUUGACCAACACCACAGGCAAAGUUAUUUUAGCUAUAGUAUGUGAUAGACACACGUACUAGACAGCUGGAAUCUUUGAUUCCUGUCCCUGCUAAAAUACAAUAUAGAACAAAAACCAGAAGAAGGACCAUCUCUGAAGAAAAGUCCAGUUUUAGCACAGGCUCUCUGACCCUUUUUCUGGCAUCACCUGUAUACCCCAUUUAAUCAUGAGGUCAUUUUACCUCUUUUAAGUACUCAUACAGGUUGUGCUUAGCAGAGGUUUCUUCAUAAUCUGCAUUGUGGAAAAUCUCAUAACACCACUCCAGCCUUUCCUUUUUUAAAGCAUUUUUGUUUGUUUCUCUAGUUAGUAUGAAUCUGCUUAAUUUUUUUGACACUUGGAGCCAUGUGCAAUAGUUAAAACUGUGAGUAAAGCUUGAUCUCUUGCUAGAUAAUGCCAGACUGUUGCUCUGUUUAUAAAUAUUUUAUAGUUGUAUUUAUCUAGUGAAAUUAGAGUUUACCUAAUGGCUAUUAAUGAAAAUGGAAUUUUAAUAGUUGGCCCAUCCUCAGUGCUCUGUUGGGUGGUUCUGAGUUUUUACUUUUAGGGAUCUGCUGUAAUUUUUGAAAGCUUCUCUUACUAUUUUGGAGUUAGUGCAUUUACUUCAGUAAAAUGGAUAUUAUGUAAAUGGUUCAGAAUUGUGGCCUUAAAGAAAAUAGUGAAAAGACCAAAUAGAUGAGCACUACAUAAUUUGAAAAUGAUGGGUUCAGCAAUGCAGGGAAAAACUGAAUGAACUCCUAGAAAAUGUGUUUGAGCUUGCUGUCAAAUCACAGCUGACUUACGACAACUCUAGGAUUUUCAAGGCCAGAGACUUUCAGAGAGGUCCUGCCAUCUAGAAAAUAGGAAGGAGUGGGUGCAUGUGUUUUCAGACCCUCCAGUACACUAUGCACAAGCAGGCAAUGGCAAACCAAUCUCUGAAUGUCUCUUGCCUUCCAAACCUUACUAUAUCCCGUUCAGGAUAAAGAUGACAGGAGAUUUGUGGAUUCAUCUGCCAUUUCCUGGAUUAUCUUUGUUCUAGAAUGCUCCAUUUAGAACUUGGUGCCUACCUACUUCUAUCCACAAGGCACUAAAGAUGGUCCAGGAAAUUGUGGAUGAAUUCACAAAUCUCCUGUCAUUAUCCUGAUCAGGGUAUAGUUCACCAUAAUUCAGAUGUGACUUCAUGGCACGAAAAAAUUCAGUAAACCUUAUUUGAAAGAUUUCCACCCAACCUGCCUUUGACAAUCAAAGCUUUUGGCCUUCAAGAUAUGCUAAUUUUUUUUUUUGAGUGGACCAAUUUCAGCUGGAUUAUAAUUUGUGACAGUAAAGGUUACUGUCUUUUUGUGACUUCUUUUCUACCAGCAGGCAAUGUAAUUAACCAGUUAUAAACCAGAGCUUUCUGAGACAGGUGGAAGUUAUCUGUUGCUUCCCCUUCCUUCAGAAAGCAAGAUCUUGACUUUCUGAAGGGUGAGGUUGAUUUGGAACAAGUGGAAGUAAGCAAAAUCUCUCUAUCUAAAAUUUGGAAUGUCAAAAAAAUAUUCUUUAGGCAGGCAAAUUGCAUAAUAAUGAAUUCUAUGAAAUGUACAAUCAUGUAUAAGCAACGAUGUGACAAAACACCUCAUUUUUCUUUUGUUAAUUGUUGCCCUUGGGAUCCAUAUGUGAUUAUGUUCUUGUGACAAAAUUCAUAACUGUCCAAGGCAGUUGCAUUGCAGCAUGGCUAAGGAGCCAUGCUUUUCUUCUUUCCUGCCCUCCCACAAAUAUACCUUGGUUGAGGGCUGCUGCAGGUAUUUUUGCGAUCACAGCUUAUUCUACCUACUAAGAACUUUUGCAACAAGUAGCAGUCCUCCCUUUUCCAUUAUAGCAUUCCGACUUUGUGAUAAGAUUUGCAGAUGCUGAAGGAGAGUAGUCAUCGCAACCAAGAAGAAUCAAAAUUUGGGAUAAAAUCAUUACUUAAGUAGCCGUUAAGUAGCCCUGUGUGAAAUGGAAUGCCUAGAGAUAAAAUCAGUUUCGCUUGGCAUGGUUGAAAAGAGGUUUUUAUGAAGGGUUCCAGUUAUUUCACCUUGAUUCUGUUUUCCCCCUUAAUUAGUUGAGGUUUAUUUGAGGGCCUAAUUUAGGAGCAUUAGAUGGGAGAAUGAGAAAAUUAUGUGAAAAAUCUUCAGUUGACGAAAUUUAGUAUGAAAGCUAAUGGUAAAAUCAUUGUUUGAUUGACAAACAGCAGUGUAUUCAAAUUUGAAAUGUUUGUCAAAUUGACUUUAAAGACAGGACAUCUUUCUAUGCUUCAGUACAGGUCCCUCACUAAUUAACUAAUUUUUCUCCUUUUCACAUUUGAGCUAUUUGUAAUUUGGCAGCCAUCAAAUUAUUAUUAAAUUUAUAUACUGCUCUCCCCCAUAGGACUCAGAGCAGCUUACAUUUAAUCGAUUAAAAUACAUUAAUAAAAUACAGAUUAAAAUGAUUGAAAUAAAAUACAUUAAAAUAAAAUCCACAAAAACCCAUAGCUGGAGGCAUUCCUCACAACUCUCUCCCACCCUUUCCUGAGGAGAGACUGGAUGAUGUUAUGUAGGAGGCCAAAUGAUGUGAUGGCCUCAACCAAGUGCCUGGUGGAAUAGCUCUUUUACAGGCCCUGUGGAGCUCUUUCAAAUCCUGCAGGACCCUGAUGGAAGUAGGUAGAGUGUUCCACCAUAAAAGCCCUGGUCCUAGUUGAGGCCAGCUGCAGCACAGGGGGGCAAUGGAUGGUCAGUAGAUUUGCCUCUGCUGAUUGGAGGACACAUGUAGGGCAAUAGGGGGAGAGCUGGUCCCUAAGAUAAGAGGGUCCCAGUCAGCUAAUGGCCGUAAAGUUUAAAACCAACACCUUGAACCUGAUUUGGCACUGGCAGCCAGUGUAACUCACAGAACAGCGGGGUGAUAUUCGGGUUGGGGGGUUUCCCCCUUGCCUUCUCCCUGUGCUCUCCCUCUGUCUUGUCCAGGGUUGCUCUUUUUGGGGUCUGCUGUUGACCGCAAAGGGCAAACCCUUUGUAUUUGUGUGCCUUCUAGGCCUGCUGAUCUUUCUUUCUCUCUUUCUGUUCUGUUUCGUUUUCGCUGACUGGGCCUUUUUUCUGCCCCUUUUGUGGUCCCUAUUCUUCUGCUGACUACUCUUGGGCCCACCCACAGCAAAACACCAGACAGGAGCUGAGCUGCCAUGCGCUGAACCAGUUUGCUGAAUCAGGGACAAGGGAAAUCCAGCAUAGAGAGAGUUAUGAUAAUCCAGCCUAGAGGUGACUGUUGCAUGGAUCACUGUGGCCAGGUAGUUAUGGGAGAGAUACAGAGCCAGCUGCCAUGCCUGGCAAAGGUGGAAAAAUGCCACCCUUGCUGUAUGGGCCACCUGAGCCAUCAGCAAGGAUGGCUCCAGUUGGACCCCCAGACCCUUGACUGAGGCAGCCACUUUAAUGGCCACCUGGUCCAGUGUUGGCAGCUGGAACUCCCCCAGUAUCCCCCCCACCCCGACCUAUCCACAGGACCUCUGUCUUUGUUGGAUUUAGUGUCAAUCUAUUUUGCCUCAGCCAACCAGCUACUGUCUCCAAACAGUGCUGCAGAGCCACGGGCGGCAACUGGCCCAAAGCUCCACACCAGCUGAGUGUGGGGACACAUGUAGAUGUUAAAUAACAGCGGGGACAAAAGCCAUCCCUUCGAUACCCCACAUAUGAUAAGGCUCCACUAGGAGGUCCUGCCCCCGCACGUCACCUGCUGUCCCCUACCACGAAGCAACAAGGCCAACCAGCCUAAAACUGUGCCCCAAAGCCCCGCAUUUGCGAGAUGGUGGGUCAAAAGAUCAUGAUCGACCAUGUCAAAUGCUGAGGUAAUUUCUAAUAAUACCAGCAGUGCAGGCCCGCCUCGGUCAAGCUAUAUGCAAGUUCAUAAGUUCUUGCCAGUUGGAGAAAUCUGUUCUAUCAUAUCUAUAUGCCAAAAGGGUUGGUUUUGCUUGAAAGGGAAUACAGUAUCUCAUAAUUUUUUGAACAUUUUAUUUAAUUAGGUUCCAAAAAAGCUGAAUUUUGGUACAGAGCCGCCAAGCCUGAUGAAAGUUGUUUCCCCAAAUGUUAUUUAACUGAGAAAUGACUAUCCUUUGUGAAUAUGCUGCACUUUUUGAAGUAAAAUACCAUUCCAUGAAGAUUUUAAAAUAAAUUGUUGUUCUAUUAAUACAUGCAGAAGACCAAGGUGGGUUGAACCCUAUGAGGCCAUAUAUUGAAAUUAACAGGCAAACCAAUGUCUCUUUCUCAUUUAUAUGCAACAUUGAGAGCCAUGUGCCAAGAAUAUCCUUGAUAUUCUAUAUAGAAUAGAGAGUUUUAUAUAAAUGAAUAGGAUUGUUUAUUAUCUUCUCAAACUAUGUUACCUCCUUGUGAAUUUUAUUUAAAUACCAGGGGUAUUUAUGAAAUAUUGUAAUUGAAGACAUUUGAAACCAGGGGAUUUGAUGAGAUGAAGGUUUUUCCUGUCCAUUUUGUUUUAGUAAUACUAUGGUUUUUUUUUAGUUGCCUGACACUUUCUUUGUAGGUCAUACAUCUUUCAAAUAGAAGAAUAAUCCUGGUUUCUACCUGCAGGGAAACAGUCUUGUCCCCAAAAUGUUUGUGCUGGAGAUAUGCCCAGAAUUAACCUGCCAUUUAUCCUAAGUACUGAGUGUAGCUUUUAAAAGGGAAUUAUUUAAUAUAUCUUUGGGGUAUUGCUUAUCUUGCAGCCUUUUUUGCUUUGGGAGAGAAAUGGUAUCUUAAGGUUUGUCUAUUCUUGUUUUUUCAGUUUAGCCAGGAGCCUUAAUUCUUGUCUCUGAUAAUAGGGUAAGUCAAUUGCAUGGGUGUGCACAGGUGUCUUCACUUGCAUUUCUUCCCCUAAUACUACUACCUUUUGCUAGAUUUUUUUUCUUUUGGUUGAAAACUAGUGUGCAUUAAAUAACUUUCUGGCUAUAAAACUCAGACUAAUGCAGCUUUGUAAAACAAAGUCACAAAUCAGAUUCCAAGUAACAUCUGCUUAUGUGAUGUCACAAUAUAGUUUAUGUAUUAGUCAGUUAUUUAUGGUGAUGAUAGAUUCUUUACAAGGCUUGCAUUAACCUGUUGAAAACUGAUUGACUAAGGUCAGAGUUACAACUGACAUUCCAGAAUUAAAACUGACAAAAAAUGACAUUCCAAAGUGACAGAGCUGAAUGAAUAUGUGGAUUUGUUUUUACAUCACUUUGUGUUGUGAAGUUCGAGGCCCUGUUUUUUGCUAUACGCACUUAACGAGACACAAUACAACAUCCUGCUUUCCUUUUAAAAAAUGCCCAACUUUGUAAUAGCUGGUCAUUGUGUAGUUGAUCUGUUAUACACAGGCGGGCUAUUUACUAGUCCCAGUUUAACUAAUUAAAUUAAAAUUUGAAACCACACUGAUGUCAGCUACCCACUGCUUAAUGUCCUCCAAGUCACUUCACUGCUAACUGGGAUUUCAAGAUGUAUUUUAGGUAGCAUCUCACAUUAUUCUUGCUAGAAGCUGAGUUGGCCAGAAAAAGAAUAUUAAAUCUCUCACUUGAAGAAAGGGUCUCAUUCCACAGUUUCUCUGUUUAUCAUCUGGAGUGGGGGGUUUCAUUUUAUCUGGAACUGAAUCUGUGUAACAACUUUUAGCCCCAUUGCUCUGUGUGGAGGCCUGUGUUCAAGUUUUAUUUUUAUUAGGUGUCUAUUCUUAGAAGAGUAAUGUUCAUUUCUGUAAAGAGCCAACUUUGUUAUUGCCCAUAUGUAAAGUAUCACCAGCAGCCUCUGUCACCUGGUAAUUCAGGGUAAUAUUAAAAAGCAGUGCUGAGGGGGUUAAUUUUGAGCUGCCAGCCCAGCAAGCACAAUAUUAAAAUGUACACCAAAUUAUUAUCAGUGCCUACCAAUCUUGAGCUCAUGAAAGAGCUUUGAAUUUACAAUGACGCAAUUAAGUUCAUGCAAUUUCAUGAUCAUUCAUAAUCUAUUGGUUCAAGCUGAAGAUAUUGGCUGGGAACACUCGCUGCUUAGCAGUAAGGUGGGUCCCCUCUGUGUCUGAGAAGGGUGUCUGGUCCCCUCCGAAGCUACCUCUGCCAAGUUUGUCUGCCCUUCUCAAAGGUGCAUCCUAGUAAAGGGUUCUUAGGCAAGUAGGUGAGGCAGAACAACUGGAGGGGCCCAGACCUUAAUGACGAGUCUCUCACCCCAAGCCAGGAUUAUAAACAGUUCAUUUCAUGCCACUGACUGGUGCUGAACAAAUGAAAUGCAUAGUCAAUUAUGGACCCUUUGUCACACUAGUAAAAUAGGGUAGAUUUUUUAAUGCCUGAACCUAUAUUGUUUAACUUAGUGGUUUAACUGGGUUUCUAAUUUCUUUUCUGGGGUUGUUGGAAGUUCGGUUAAGUCUAAUAACCUCAGAAUUAAACAGGAUUCUUCUGGGGAAAGAGUGACUAGAAUCAGUUCGGGCUUGUAGUUGAGGCAUGGUCCAACAUGGGUCUGUAAUUGAAAUACAGCACAUGUUUUGAGACCUUUCAACAGCUGUGUCUGAUCUGUGGUGCAAAAUGCAAACAGUUGACAGUGUCCGCUAAUGUGUAAAUGCCUUGACUGCUGAUAACGUUUUUGUGCAGGCUGCUUUUCCCCCAAAAAACAGAUCCUGUCACCUUGGAUAUCGCUUGUGAAUGCCAAUUGCUUAUAGUAUUUACAACCCUGUCACACCACAAGUAGUGUCAAACGUUGGGGUUUUGUUAAUAUAAAUAAAUGCUGAUUGUCUGUUAGGUCAUUAACGUAUUCCCUCCCUGUUCUGAGUGCCUCUCACACUACCCUUGUGCAUGUGUAAGCCUUGCCUCUGUUGAAUCACAUCACUUCUUGAUGAAACAAAGCAUUUGGUUGAGGUGUUGAAAGGCAUGCCUGUUCAGCUGUCACCUGCUGGCAAAGGGAAAAUCCUCGUAAGGGUUGUUCAAAAUGUGCCUCUCCCACACUUGGAGGGAGUUGUCAACCCAGGGCUGGAGCCCUAAGCCCAGUAUACAGAAAGUCCAAUAGGAAUCAGUGGGAUGUGUUCGAGAAACACAAUUAGGAAUCGGCUGCUUGUUGUAGGCUUCUAGCAGAAUAUCUCAGAAGUGCAGUUGAAGGGUUGCGGGGCAUGCAGACGUUACAGCUGCUGAGCACUAUAGCAACCGUAAUCCCAUUUUGUAAAGCUGUCCUGAUCCUCUGCGAUGAUGCAUGUUUUGCACUGUUCUGCCGCCUUUGUCACACUAGUAAAAUAGGGUAGAUUUUUUAAUGCCUGAACCUACAUUGUUACUAGAGUAGUAGUGUCUGUAGGUUACAUGGGCUUGCAGAUAAUCUUCCAAUUACAAGAUUCAAAUACUUUUAUGUUUGUGUAUGUGUGUCCAGCUAGGGUCACCCUUGGUCAUUAAAAGCAACAGAUGUGUAGAUGUAGUGUCAGCCAGGUAACCUCUGCUGCUAACUUGGCUAUGAAGAACUUUUGUUAUGGUGAAGUUUACAGCAAUAAGAGCACAGAUUGUCAAAGGUUUAAAAACACUGGUGCUUGUAGUAUGUCCUGUGGGCUGUUUUCAACAUGCAGCUGGUACGACAGCCAGCCAUCUUGUAGUGACAUUCCAUUGAGCUUGCAGAGCUGAACUGGUAUUGCGCAUAUCAGUCUUAACUUUCUGCCUCUUCCUUCCCCAAUAACGGUGCUUGCCAAUAAGGCAACGUCCUGGUUAUGUGGCACUUUGCCACUACAGGUCCUGCCCUUCCCUUCCCUCCCCUCAAUUCAAUAAGGAGACACGAAUGCAGCUGUAAGUUAGGUAAUAGUUCUGAAGAGUUCUUAGGGAUCAGGGUAACUUGAAAGGUAGCGCACGCCCUCUUCUUCCUCCUGACCCCAGUCAGCGCUGCUGCUCGCUGAGUAGAGCUACAUCAGCUUUGUUGAUUGAAAUGCAGAAUUUCCUCCCUUUGUGUUGAGUCUUUUUAAGCCAGGGGUGUCCACAAAGUCUUAUUAAAAAAAUUUCAAUUGAUAUAUGUUGUACUAAGGUUCUGUAAAACUAAAUCGGAUUUCAAUAAACCUUUUAUUUCUCUA
Sphaerodactylus townsendi is the source of this 10251-nucleotide messenger RNA. It is a transcript of the gene KLHL11, whose product is annotated as kelch like family member 11. The record is from RefSeq and is a predicted model, not a curated record. The transcript is spliced from 2 exons. Gene Ontology annotation, molecular function: protein binding. NCBI's taxonomy places the organism in Eukaryota, Metazoa, Chordata, Lepidosauria, Squamata, Sphaerodactylidae. Bases 18 to 2087 code for a protein of 689 amino acids.